Messenger RNA from Aquila chrysaetos chrysaetos, 6016 nucleotides. RefSeq lists its product as uncharacterized. The transcript is spliced from 11 exons. The record is from RefSeq and is a predicted model, not a curated record. NCBI's taxonomy places the organism in Eukaryota, Metazoa, Chordata, Aves, Accipitriformes, Accipitridae. The coding region runs from base 239 to 2854 and encodes 871 amino acids.
GACGCAAAAGAGGGAGAGAGGGCGACCUCCCCGGCCAAACCGUUCCUUUCCGAGCGGGGAAAGAAGACGAUGCCGGCUGGUAGCCUUUAAAGAAGGGGCUAAAGAAAUAACCCACCCCGCUUCCCCCCCCCCGCUCCCCCGGGCGGUCCGGCCCACAGCGUCCGGUUGCGUAGCAACGGGGCCCGCGCGCGGUACCGUUCCGCGGCCGCCCGGGCAGCCCCGGCUGCGCCUCCCCGCCAUGGCGGGCCCGGCCGGGCGGGCCCCGGGCCUCGCCUUCGUGGUCGGGAUGCGGGCGGGCGCGGGCCCCGCGGCGGGGCUCCUGAGGGAGAGCCUGGUGCGGAGCCUCUUCCUGCUGGCCGGCGGCCCCACCGGCGCCCUCUUCAACGUCGUGGCGUUCUCCGGCCAGGUGUUAAAAUGGCGCAACUGCCUAGUCAGGUGUUCGCUCAGCAGCGUCGCUGAAGCGGCAGCCUGGAUUCGAUCCCUGCGGUUUGAGAAUGGCACGAAUGCUGCGAGGGGCUUGGCCGCGGCGUUUGAGGACCCAGCCUGCGAGUCGGUGUGUCUGUUCACUGACAUACUGCCAGAGCAAGAGUCAGAGGAAAUCUGCCAACUUCUGACGGAGAACAAGUUGCAUCCGGUACACGUCGUCUGCCUUCUGGAUGAUUCGGACAAUCAUCAAAGAAGCAAGCAAAAAAUAAUGGAGAAAGUAGCCAGACAAUCAGGGGGGUCCUUUCAAGUGAUCAGACUCCCCCCUACUGCUUCUGAAAAGGUAAGCUCAAUGUCCAUCUCGCAUGUCCAGUGUUGUCACACAGCUAAUAAAGAUCCCUGUGGCUCUCUGCUGCCAAGAUGUCCGGGAAUAUACUUUCCUGUUUGUGCACGGAACCCAGGUUCCCUUUGUAUGCCCUUGAUAUCCUCGGCAAAAAGGAAUUUCAUUGAUUCAUCCCCAGAGGCUUCCAUUUUCAUGAGGGGGGCUCGUGUGUUGGCAAGGAGAGAAGCUGAUGGCUAUUACUACCUGGGCCACAUUGCCCAAGAGGUGAAGGGCUCCAGGGAACGCUUUUUAAUUGAGUUUGACAACAGUCGCAGUCUGAAAGGCAAGGUACAGCUUCGCAUGCAGGAAACGCCUCUCUACGACAUUCUCCACUACGAAGAUGCCAGGCAAAAGCCUCUUGCUCCAGGAGACAGGGUCUUGGCACCAUGGGAGGCUAGAGCUGAACGUUUUGGCCCAGGCACUGUGCUAAAGGUUACAGAGAACAAGGAGGCACGUUUAGCACACAAUGGAAGGGGAGUGCUUGUGAAUUUCUGGAAUGGGCAGACUAAGGACGUGUCUUCUGACCAAGCUCUGUGGAUCCCUCUGCCCUUAAGCGAACGCAUCAUCCUAGAACUGCAGAUGCCUUUAGCAGCCAGGCAGAUGGUGGUAGAUUCAAGCUUGGAUUACCCAUACAUCGUGACACCGGGUUAUAGAGCCUCAGGCCAUUACAGACAGGGUCACUCAGACCUGGACUACUGGCCAAGGGGUCUGUAUUCGACUCAGCCAUGUGCGAAGUGCAGCUGUAGGUGUAACUCACUUCCCCACUGCUGCCUUGCAGCCUGGGAACCCACACGGCCUACAGGGUGCGAAGUGCAGCAGAAAGAUGCCUUCAUCCCAAGAGCAAGCUUGACUAAAGAAGAGCUCAGCAAGAAAAUAGAAGAGCAACUGUCUGAAGUGAGUAUUUCAUCUUCAGAAAGUGUUUCCAGAGAGGAAGAGAAGAAGGAAAAGAAGAGAUUGAAGACGGAAAAUGUUCCAAAAUAUGUUCAGUCUUGUUUGGAAGAGGACAAUGAGGUUAUAGAACCUAAGAAGAGUCCACAGAGGAAGAUGGCUCAUGUGAUGGUUGAUACUGCUGUCAACACAGACAGCUGGUUAAUGGAGACAGUCCACAAGGAGGAAGCUGACAGUCGACAGCAGGAUGCUGAAACUGAGGCUAAUUUUAAACACGAACACGGUCUUUUUGAGUCCAGAGCGGCAGAAGCUCCAAUCCAGUAUUCCCAAAGGAGCCCUUCCCUGGGAACCAGUGCUUUAGUUCCCUUCAGGCGCCAAAGCUUCUUUAACCGAGUGAAUCAAUCGCUAGAGAAAGACAGCCUGAUCAUCAAAUCAGCUCUACGUGUACAGAGACCACACAGGACCUCCAAUGUGCAGGCUAGGAGAUCCACAAAUCUUCUAAAUCUUCUAAAAGACAAAAGCAUUGCAAAAUCAAUCCUUAAUGGUGCAUCUCAGGAGAGACGGAAAGAGAUGGACUUCAACAGAGCCAAGACUGAGCACAAAAGGUGGCAAGAGGAACAGAGGCAGCUGAAGAGAGAGCAGCAGCAAGAGGCAGAUGGCAUCCGACGUCAGCUGUGCCGGGACAACCAGAGGCAGCAAUUGCGUCAGAGAACAUUGCAAGGGCUGGAGAAACAGCUGGAGCACAAAGACAGAGCUUUGCAGCACAUGGCACUGCUCCAGGCUGCUGGGGCAGAGAGGAGCAGGAAGGAAUCUUUCUUGCCAGAGGAGAAAAGGAAGGCAAGUCAGAGGCUGCAGUCCUUAAAGACACAGCGUUUGCAGAGAGAGGAGUUGCAGGCAGAAUGUAACAAAAGGAGCUUUGAACAAGAGAAAGAAAGGCUGGAUUUUCUCAGGAGCAGAAUGCAGUCACGGCAGGAAGUGUUGGAACAAGAAUCAUGGGAGCAGGACAAGCAACAAAAACAGUACCAGGCUGCCAAAGGCAGAGGGUUCCAGAGUAGAGACCGUUCACGCCAGAAGAUGGAAAAAGGCCAAAAACUCUGUGACCUCCAGAAGUACCUCAGAGAACAGAAUCUUUUGAUGCUCCGGGCAUCACUGCUAGCGUAAGGAAGCUGCAGAGUGGGUAAGCAGGCCCUUGAGCAGUUCACAGACCUGCUUUGUAUCUUGUAGGUGCGAGUCAGUGUGCUGGAGUUUAGGUGCUUGAGUGCAGUUGUGACAAGUGGAAUUAUGAUUCCUGGAGAAGUCUUUAAUCUCUUUUUCACUGCAGCCAGAGUGCAUUUUCACUGCUUCAUCCUUUACAUGCCUUUCUUUCUGGAGUUAUUAUUCUAGUCCACCUCUGUCAAGUGAAGUGGUGCAAGCACAGGCACAGGUUAUGUCCUGCUAAUACAAACCUGCAGGGAAAUUAAAUACAGGCCUGAAAAGGCUUCUGCUGCUGAAUUCUGGGAACUUUCUGUGUUUCUUCCAGAGCAGCACCAGAAGAGCACACUUCUUUAAGGUCAAGGACCACAUAAAAUAGGAAGUGUAGUUACGUGAUGCUGUCAUAUGACUUACCUUGCUAUGUUAACGAUACAUGAAAUAUGGGGAAGGAGAGCGGGACACCAGCUGGAUGUUAAAAAAAACGAAACCACUGCAGCAAUGAAAACGUACAUGCUAAAAUACAAUGUAAAUUAUCCACUGCAGUUUCCAUUAUUAACAACUGACUCUUGCAAGUGUCCCAUUGCACGUGAGUUGCAGAGGUCCCUAGGGAAGAAGUCCCCAUACAUAUGACACAGUUGUGCUGCUUCCUGCCAAAACUGCUGUAGGCAGCAGGGCAGGGAUCCAGUGACGUGAGAGGUGCUUCAGAAAACCUGAUAAGACAGCUUGGAACCCUCCAGCGUGGGCUUCAGGUAAGUGUAGAUCUUCUACCGUCAGGGUGUACAUACUGCUUGGAAAUACAUAGGCUACUCCCCUAGAGGAGGAAUGACUUACAGAAGCCCAAAAUGCAAAAAAGAUUUUUUUUUUUGGUGAUGGGCCACCCUUUCUAGGCAUUGUGAUGAGAAAAAAGUCUGUUCUCUGAAAUACCUGUCUUUGGAGAAUCACAAAACCCAAUGGUGAGCUUGGGGGUCUGUUUUGCCUAUGAUCUUGCUUCCAGGUUGGCAGUCUCCAAAAGCAGGUAAUCUUAUGUCAGAAAGAUACUCAGAUAUCUUUGCAGGUAGGGCGCCUGGUCAGAAUAAACAGACUUUUUAUUCACCAUGAAUAAAUGAGGAGAAGGCUACAAAAACAAAUAAAUUGGUAAAUUGACAGUUAACAAAUUGUGUAAGAAUCUGAGGUAGCCAGUAGUGCUAUAGGAGGAGAAGAGCUCCCUAUCCAGGCUGUAAAGUAAAACAUAGCCACCACCUGGAGUCCACAAUGCAACUUGCUCAUGACUCCCCUGAUUUUCUAGAAGUGCAUUACUGACCUUCCUUAGUGAAGCAUGUGGUGUCAGCCGCUCCUGUGGACAAGCUACUGGCUUCUCCCCUCCCCUCCCCUGAAAGGAAACAGUAGGGCACAUCAAGAGACAUUUUUCUGCAACAGGAAAGGAAAGAAGUUUUUUAAUGCAUUGCACUCUGAUUAGUGGAGGUGCCUUCAUUCACAAGGGGGAGGAGGAGGUUAUGCUUGUCACAUCCUGAAGUGCUGUCCCUCUUUCUCAUAUCACCAGAGGUGGUAAAAAAUACAGCAGCUGUGUCACAGAGAAUGCUAUUAUCAGCUUUGGGUAGCCAGAAAUGUAACUGUUCUUUUCACAUGGGUAUUCAGGAAAAGAGAAUGGACAUGGCACAAUUUAUUUGCUGCAGCAGCCAGAGCUAUAUUGAAGGAUGUUCUUAUUUUACAUAACAUUAUGCUCAGAUAUAUAUAAUAUUUGCAAUACCUUGUUUUAAGCAAUACCUAGAAUCAAACUAGAUACAAAAUUUCAAUGUUGUUGCCUGACAUUCUGUGUACACUUAGAAACGUUACACAUUUUCUGGCAUAUCACUCAGCAAAAAGUGUAUUAUAAAAAUUCACCCCUUUUAGAGGAACACAGCACCAGUGAUAACAGCAGUUUCUAAAAAAAAAAAUAAUAAAAUUAAGAAAACUUGUAAAAGGGAGCUCCUUUGAAAUUCUGCCAAAUCUUUUGAAUGGCCAGCAGUUUCUUAGCAAUAAGUCUCAGACUGUGUUCCUCCAGAGAUAACUAAGAGGCUAUGCCUUCAGCUUUCCCCAAAAAGACAAAGUUAAGUCUCUCAUCCAGCUGUUUACAAACUAAACUAUUCUAAGGCCUUACUAGCUAAAAGGAGUAUUCUUAACUUUAGGCUCCAUAAUAUGCAUGAACCAUCCAGAGAUUUUUGGUUUUUAAAAAAAAAAAAAAAAAAAAAAAAGGGAAAAGGAAAGAAAGAUGAACCUAUAUAUAAGGUGAAGGCUUUGACAUUUUGUUUGUUUGUUUAAAUUAAGGUCUGAAAAAAUUAUAACUUGCUGCAUAUAUGGAAACUGCAUGUGAAACACAGUUUUGCAUUUCAGAUGUGGAAUUCUAUCAUUUGGUUUAAGCUCUGUUUAGCUUCUGGAAAAGUUGGCUGAAAUUUGCUCAGCAAGAACACAGGUGGCUGUGCCCAAGACCUGCCUGACAGACUUGGCCCAGGCUGUAUACUCUGUGGAAUGCUGUGCCUGGCACCUCUACCCCCCAGCUGGGUGGAAAUGGGAGGGGGCAUGCACACUACUGGGUGAAAAUGGGUGCUGGCACCACACUGAGAUUUUCUUUAGUGUCAAGUUUCAGGGUUGCUUGCUUUUCUUCUUUUUUGAGUUCUCUUUUAUGCAAAAUCAUGUGCUAGUUAGGACAACAAUGUACCUACUUACAAGUUUAAGUCUAGUUAGACUUACAGAAACAAGCCUAAAACUUCAAAGAUAUUAAACUUGGCUGCUGCUUUCAUCCUUAAGCAUUUGGAAAUGGAAUAUGUAAUGAUUAAAGGAAAGUACAUGAAAUAUAUUGAGCAGAAUCUAAACUUAUUUUUCAGACUUCAUUUAUAUAUCAUUAAUCGUUAUUUUAUAAUCAAUCACCAUAAAACAGCAGAUUGUCUGCUUAUGUACUUCCACUUCAUUGCUUAGCCAUCUGAAAACAGACCACUGCAGCCACCCCGUGCUGCGGCAAUUUCAUGUACAGUAUAUCUGGGAUUAUAUUAAAUAUUACAGUAUUUCCAAUAAUUCAUAGAGUGUGUUUCUCACUAUUUAAAUACAGCCAUAAAAUAAUUCUAAUACUACUAUUAAAAUAACUGACUGUAAAACCCA